Messenger RNA from Diceros bicornis minor, 2536 nucleotides. It is a transcript of the gene STMN3, whose product is annotated as stathmin 3. The transcript is spliced from 4 exons. The coding region runs from base 10 to 519 and encodes 169 amino acids. Gene Ontology annotation, molecular function: tubulin binding. Gene Ontology annotation, cellular component: cytoplasm; neuron projection. The record is from RefSeq and is a predicted model, not a curated record. Lineage: Eukaryota; Metazoa; Chordata; Mammalia; Perissodactyla; Rhinocerotidae. Gene Ontology annotation, biological process: regulation of microtubule polymerization or depolymerization; neuron projection development; microtubule depolymerization.
AAGGAGAAGAUGAAGGAGCUGUCGGUGCUGUCACUUAUCUGCUCCUGCUUCUACUCACAGCCGCACCCCAACACCAUCUACCAGUACGAGGACAUGGAGGUGAAGCAGCUGGACAAAAGGGCCUCUGGUCAGAGCUUUGAGGUCAUCCUCAAGUCCCCUUCUGACCUGUCCCCGGAAAGCCCUGUGCUCUCCUCUCCCCCCAAGAGGAAGGACACCUCGCUGGAGGAGCUGCAGAAGCGGCUGGAGGCAGCUGAGGAGCGGAGGAAGACGCAGGAGGCGCAGGUGCUGAAGCAGCUGGCGGAGCGGCGCGAGCACGAGCGCGAGGUGCUGCACAAGGCGUUGGAAGAGAACAACAACUUCAGCCGCCUGGCGGAGGAGAAGCUCAACUACAAGAUGGAGCUCAGCAAGGAGAUCCGCGAGGCGCACCUGGCGGCGCUGCGCGAGCGGCUGCGGGAGAAGGAGCUGCACGCGGCCGAGGUGCGCAAGAACAAGGAGCAGCGAGAGGAGAUGUCCGGCUAGGGACUUUGGACACCAGCGCCUGGAUCCUGAGAUGAGACAAGGACACAUUCGGUUUUAGUUUUGUUUUGUUCAGCUUUGUCUAGACGCGACUUUUGUUCCUGCUCCCUCCCUUUCCUCCUGCACUCCAGCUUCAUGCUUCUCUUUCUGCACUCUGAGCUGUCCAGUCCUUGUGGCCAGUAGGUGACCACAGGCUCUCCCUGGAGGAGCCACCAGGGCAUGGCACAUGGUCCCUCAGUUCAGGCACCAGGCCAGGCAGUGGUGGGGUCCCCUCUUGGCGGCCUGCUUGGCAAUGUGGUGGUGACCUCAAUAAAUCCAGUGAUGGUGGCAGGAACAUGUGAGUCCUAAUGCUGGGUUGUCCUCUGAAGCAACACCACCUGCGUGUUCUCCUGUGCAAGAGGGCUUGGCACAUGGGAGAGGGCAGAGGAAGAAAGUGUUGGAUGGAGAAGGACCUCUGUGCAGUAUGGGGCCAGGUCACCCUGUCAUUGUAGCUGGCCUUGGGAGCUGUGUGUGCAGUGGAGCUUUUUUGGAAUUGGUGGGUGGGGCUGCAGCACCCUUUAAUGUGGUUGCACAGGGGUCCUCUGAGACCACCUGGCCUGUGGUGGACACCCUGGGCUGUCCUGGGAGCCUGCAGUCGUUGCCCGUGGCUGGAGUGGGGGUAGGGUAGGAUGUGGCCUGGCUUGAGUCUUCAGGGAAGUGGGCAUUCUGCGCCAGGGACCCGUGAGUAGGCUGCCGAGGCCUAGAGGGUUGUGGGCAGUGUGACAUCUCCGGCUAGCCCCACCCACUCAGAAGUGCCCUCCUCCCAAGAGCCUGGGGCCAGCACCUGGGGAAAACCCGCUUCCACCAUCCGCCAUGCCCCCCACUGCCUCCUUGGAGGACCCUGUCCUUCAAGUCCUUUGAGUCUUGGCCCCUUCCUGUGCCCUCUGCUCUGGUAGAAAGAUGCUCCCACAAUGCUCCUGGCUGUGGUGCUUUCAGGGUCACCUCCAGACAGGUGUGGCCAGGUGUGAGUGAGUGGCAGCCACAAGUGCCCCUCAGGAAGCCCCAAGCAGACAGCAGGAGGGGCAGAGGACCAGCUGCCUGCAGAUUCGGAGGGGGGGUGCAGGGGACAGGGUUCCCAAGACACCUCCCUGCCUGGUGCAUCCUUGGCAUUCCUGGCCGGUGGCCCCUCUGGCUGGCCUGCAGGUUGGAGGCCUGGCUCUAGGCCUCUCCUGCCAGGACCCUCCUGGACUCAGUUCCUUCCCCUCCCUCAGCCUGGAUCUCCAGAUCCCCCAGCGCUGGCCUUUGAGGACUAACACCUGCCUGGAUGUGGCAGAUGUCCGAUCUUUGUGCCACUGCAGCAUCCUCCCCUUCUCCAUGGAAGCCCCACCCCACAGCGGGGUACUGGGGGCAGGGUCCCUGCUGACCGUCCUCUUGGUGGAAAGCAUGAGGGAACAGAGUACAAGGACCCAGAGCCAGCGCCUCAGAAACCAGGUGGUUGCAGCCCCCAGUGCCCUCGGCUUCCAUCCUACAGAAACCUACAGGGGGUACUGCUGGUGGUCUCCCCAGGCCAACCCAGAGAGAACAGGUGGCCCGCGGUUGCUGAUCCCCUGCAGUGGGCUAAGGGAAAGUAGGGACCCAUGCCCCCUCCCCGUCCCCACUGAGCUAGCCUCCGAGGGAGCCGACGAGCCAGGACUGGAACCCAGUGGUGCUCACUGCAGCUUUGUGGGACUCAGAAAGGGAAGCGGAAAGGGAACUGAGGGUUGGACUUCUUUAGUGGCUGCAGCUCUCUUGUAGUGGAAGCCUAGUGUAAUAUGCACCCAUCUCAUCCACGUAGUGAAAGUGAACUGAAAAAUUAAACCAACUGAAGGAUUAAAGAAAAAAAACUGUGUUUAAGAAAUGGCUGAACUGUCCCCAUAUGUGUCCUGCACCCGUGGGGUUGGAUGGGGCUUUGAGGCCCCUGCCUGUGUGUGUGUGAGUGCUGCUUGUAACUGCACUGAAGCGUGUUUAUCACUACAAUUAUGAAUAGUUCUUUUUUGUUGUU